AUGAACUCCUCAGCACUACAGUUGGUACAGGUUAUCGACGAAAAUGGAGAAGACAUAGCUUUUUAUGAUGAUAUUGACCUGGGCAUUACUCUUGAGAACUUCAGACAAUUACUGAUUAAAAAACUGGCAUAUGCUACUCUAGCUAAUGCUACUCCUACUUUUGACUUUGCCUUCAAGAAUGCACCAAUUUCUUUAACGCAGGAAAAUUUUCUGACACUACAGCAAGUCACAUGUAAAUUGGAAUCUGGGGACAACAGAUUUAAAAUAACGUUAAAAUUCAGGAAUAAAAGACACUGUUUUACUGAGAGCAGUGCUCCAGCUAAAAAACAACAAUGUGUACAAGAUGACUUCAUCGACUUCGAAAUGACCCAUCGACUUCGAAAUUAACAGCAUCAGGUGAAGCAACAAGCUCAAAAACGGGAGUGCGAAUUUUUAGUGAUAGUGAAGUCAAUAUGCCAUUCAUAUCUAAUUUCUAGAGGGAAAAGCGACUGUUUUGGAACACACUCACUGCGAAGCUUGAUCAACACCCAAUCUAUGGUAACUGGACAGUGCAAGAAAAGCAUAGGAUACUUGAUACAGAAUGGACUC
Messenger RNA from Paramuricea clavata, 588 nucleotides. Lineage: Eukaryota; Metazoa; Cnidaria; Anthozoa; Malacalcyonacea; Plexauridae. The record is from the annotation of a GenBank genome assembly.